Molecule: messenger RNA, 744 nt
Organism: Grammomys surdaster
Lineage: Eukaryota; Metazoa; Chordata; Mammalia; Rodentia; Muridae
Product: mast cell protease 1-like
Exons: 5
Coding region: 1-744 (247 amino acids)
Biological process (GO): proteolysis
Cellular component (GO): cytoplasm; intracellular membrane-bounded organelle
Molecular function (GO): serine-type endopeptidase activity
Source: RefSeq, a predicted model, not a curated record
AUGCAGGUCCUACUAUUGCUGAUGGUUCUUCUCUUACCUUCAGGAGCUGGAGCUGAGGAGAUUAUUUGUGGUGAUGAGGCAAAACCACACUCCCGCCCUUACAUGGCCCAUCUGAAGAUCAUUCGUUACCAUGGUCGCCAAGACAUCUGUGGUGGGGUUCUCAUAACCCCCCAAUUUGUGCUGACUGCUGCACACUGUAAAGGAAGCAAAAUCACUGUCAUUCUUGGAGCUCAUAAUGUGAGCAAGACAGAAUCCACACAGCAGAAGAUAAAAGUUGAAAAACAAAUCAAUCACCCAAACUUUAUUUGGAAUUUGCAUUUCAAUGACAUCAUGCUGCUGAAGCUUGAAGAGCAAGCUAAGUUGACUCCUGCUGUGGAUGUAAUUCCCCUGCCUGGUCCCUCUGACUCUAUCAAGCCUGGGGAGACGUGCUGGGCAGCAGGCUGGGGGCUAACUGGAGUGACAGAACCUACCUCAGAUACCCUGAGGGAGGUAGAUCUGAGAAUCAUGGAUAAAGAGGCCUGUGUAAAACAUAAGUAUUAUGACGAUAACAUCCAGGUCUGCGUAGGCAGUCCCACAAUGUUAAAUUCUGUAUACAAGGGAGACAUUGGGGGACCUCUAGUGUGUGCUGGUGUGGCCCAUGGUAUUGCAUCCUAUAAUAGUUAUCCAGUUGAAAAGCCCCCUUCAGUUUUUACUCGAAUCUCCUCAUACAUGCCCUGGAUUAAUGAUGUCUUAAAUGGAAAGUAG